AUUGGGCAAAUUGACUUUUAUGUAAUACAGAGCUGCACGGGAGUGGCGUGUUCGUGAGCGCGCACCAGUAGUCGCGAGGUUGCGCAUGUCGGAGGGUGAGCCGCGCUCGCAGGUGGGCUGAACUUUGUCUGCACCUGGACUGUGUGCUCAAAUGCAUUCCGUGCAACAUUAAUGGGCUUGAGGAUGUCUAGCCGUCAUUUGAGCUUCUUCACAUGAUGACCUUCCUCAUCCUUAUCCUCGCUCAGUAUGGCGGAGUCGGAUGUUGUGGAGUUUUCUGCGAAUCGAGCUCAAAGCAGCAUGGCUAACAACAAGAACAGAACACUCUGUUGUACUUUUUCGGCUGCCAGCCACAGUAACACUGUCCUGAGGGGGUUGUCUGCCUUGCGUGCACAAGGUCAGUUGCUGGAUGUGGUUUUGGCCAUUGACAACGAACGCUUCGAGGUUCACAAAGCGGUGUUGGCCUCCUGCAGUGACUACUUCAGAGCCAUGUUCACUGGAGGAAUGAAGGAGUCAAACCAGAACACCGUAGAGCUACAAGGUCUUUCAGCCAGAGGACUGAAGCACAUUAUUGAUUUUGCCUACAGUUCUGAAGUCACUCUGGACCUGGACUGUAUUCAGGAUGUUCUCGGAGCAGCUGUGUUCCUGCAGAUGGUGCCUGUGGUGGAGCUUUGCGAGGAGUUCCUCAAAUCAGCCAUGAGUGUAGAGACCUGUCUGAACAUUGGCCAGAUGGCUACCACUUUCAGCCUCUCCUCCCUUAAACAAUCAGUCGAUGCAUUCACUUUCCGUCAUUUUCUGCAAAUCGCUCAGGAAGACGACUUCCUUCACAUUCCAAUGGAACGACUGGUUUUCUUCCUACAGAGCAACAAGUUGAAAAACUGCAGUGAGAUCGACUUGUUCCAUGCAUCAAUCCGCUGGCUGCAGUAUGAUGAAUCCAGACGUCCUGUUGCCAGUGAAGUGCUCCGAUAUGUGCGCUUCCCACUAAUGCGGUCAUCUGAGCUGGUGGACAGUGUCCAGACUGUCAACAUCAUGGUGGAGGAUGUGCAGUGUCGACAGUUCCUCCUAGAGGCCUUCAAUUAUCAGAUCCUUCCUUUCCGACAGCACGAAAUGCAGUCGCCAAGAACUGCCAUUCGUUCAGAUGUCACAUCAUUGAUAACUUUUGGUGGAACACCUUACACUGAUAAUGAUCGCACUGUUAGCAGCAAAGUUUGCUAUCUGCCUGACAUCACAGCACGACAGUUUAAAGAGUUGACGGAGAUGGAGGUGGGAUGCAGCCAUGCAUGCGUGUCAGUUUUUGACAAUUUUGUGUACGUGGUCGGUGGGCAGCAUCUGCAGUACCGCAGUGGAGAGGGUGCAGUUGAUGUCUGCUUCCGCUAUGACCCUCAUCUCAACCUUUGGCUUCGAAUCCAACCCAUGCAGGAGAGUCGCAUUCAGUUUCAACUCAACGUUCUCCACGGACAACUUUAUGCUACAGGGGGGCGCAACAGGUCUGGCAGCUUGUCUUCUGUAGAAUGCUACUGCCCAAAAAAUGAGUGGACCUACGUGGAUUCUCUGAAAAGGAGAAUCUGGGGUCAUGCCGGAGCAACGUGUGGGAAGAAACUCUACAUAUCUGGUGGUUAUGGAGCGUCCGUAGAGGAUAAGAAGACUCUGCACUGCUAUGAUCCAGCCUCCGAUCAGUGGGACUUUAAGUGCCCCAUGAACGAACCACGAGUCCUUCAUGCAAUGGUCAGUGUGAAUAACCGUAUUUAUGCCCUUGGUGGCAGAAUGGACCAUGUCGACCGCUGCUUCGAUGUUCUGGCUGUAGAGUAUUACAUUCCAGAGACUGAUCAAUGGACAACAGUCAGUUCAAUGCGUGCUGGUCAGUCUGAAGCUGGCUGCUGCUUACUGGAUAAAAAGAUCUAUAUAGUUGGAGGAUACAACUGGCACCUCAAUAAUGUUACCAGUAUUGUGCAGGUUUAUAACACAGAAACAGAUGAGUGGGAAAGAGAUCUUCAUUUUCCAGAAUCUUUUGCCGGAAUUGCUUGUACACCUAUCAUACUUCCCCAAACCACCACCCUACGCUGAGAGUUGGAUCAACACAAAACACAUUCUCUAACAUUUGCUUUAUGGUGAAGUGUCGUCCACAAAAGCAGCAGAAGUCAAAAUUUAUUUGAAGGUUUUGAAGGGAAGCUUUUCCCUUAUAAAAUAUUUACGAAUAUCCCAUCUGCCUUUUCAAGAGCAUAAAUGAUUCAAAGGGAUAGUUAACCCAAGAACGUAAAUUCUGUCCUCAUUUACUCACCCUCAUGUAUUUCAAAACACGUAUGGCUUGACUGACCUGUCCUCCAUAGAACACAAAAGCAGUUAUUUAUAGUAGAAUGUCCGAGCUUCUCUUAUUCAUACAAUGAAAGGCAAAGGGUGAGCAUUGCUGACAAGCAUAGCUUCAAGGCAAGAUUAUAAGUGAAUCCGAUUAAAUUUUUCAGUCUGUUCCUCACACAAUGCUACCAUAUGGCUUCAGAAGAUGUAAAUAUUGUGCACAAGUCUUAAGCACUAAUUUUAUGAUGCCUUUAUGGGGCUUUUUUUGGAGGUUGACAGUCAUUGGUCAUCAUCCACUUUCAUUGUAUGGAAGAAAGCAGAGUAAAGUAAACAUUCUGCUAAACAUCUCCUUUUGGUGUUGCAGAGAAGAAAGAGUCAAAUGAGUUUGGAAUGACAUGAUGGUGAGUAAAUGAUGAUGGAGCACUAAGGACAAUUCACACCACUGCAACUUAAUGACAAAAGCAUAAACUUAUCUGAUGAGCUUGUUCAGAACAUGAAGCAUCUUACUACAAUCAAGCAGUAAAGUCUAUGUGAAUCUUAUUGUUACAUAACUGUCAUUAUUAUGAAAAGGGGCAAUACCAUCAGGCCUCUAUCUGCCUAAAUAUACAUUUCUAUUUAUUUUCUUUAAUUAAGAGAUAAAAGUUCACACUGAAUUUUCAUCAGUCUUUGAAUAAAAUAAUUAAAUUAAUUGUUUGCUAUGCAAAUAAUAUGAAAAAUGGACCUAGCCUCUCAGUAAAACAACAACCACAAAAAAGAUUGCAGUAAGGUAUUUCAGAAAAAGUGUGAAGUGUAGAUGGCUAAUUAUUGUAGCUACAGUUUGAACAUCAUUGUCCACUCAGCAACCGCUUCCAGACUCUCUAGUUCUAACAUACUGACAACCUGCUUUCCUGUUGAAUUAGAAGUGAAGUGAAGAAUUAGAAGUGAAGCAUCUUUCUACAGGCCAAGAGUGUGAUAUUAGUUCUCUUUAGUACGUUCAGUCUUCGCUCCACAUAUGAAUCAAGAUUGUAAAAUGGUUGGUUGAUUUUGAACUGUUUUCGUAAAAUUAUAAAUUGUAAACAGUAAUCCGAAAUCUGGACAGCUAUUACUGUAUAGAAAACAAGCAAUAGAGAAAAACUAAACAACUUUACAACCAACAGUGUCAUUGUUAUAGCCAUUUUAUAUACAAACAAUGCUUAGAACUGAAAAGUCUAUGCAUUGUUUUUUUUUAUUAUAAUUAUUAUUUUCACUGGAUAAAAAUGUUUAUAACCUUUGUCUAACUACAAUCUGUUUUAUUUCACAAACUAAGCAAGCACACUUCAUUGUGCACUUUAAUAUUCAAUGUAUUGAAUCAUGAAUUGAAUGACUGAAAUAUUAGGAAGGUGCAUUGUUUUCUCUGAAUAUGUAAUUUGCACAGUAUGUUAAGGUCAUACAGUAUAUGUUGAACAAGGGCAGAACAUGUUGUUCUUACAUGAAUAACACAGACAUUCCUGGACUCUUUUCUUUAUAUUAUGCUGACAUGUUUCCCUUAGAGAAUAUGAAUGUGAAAAAAAUGCGAUAUUCUUAAAUUGUUUGUGUGUGUACAUUUACAAUAUGAUGACUUGUUUGUUGUUGAUCACAUUUGUGUUAAUUUUCUUUAAGGUGUUUAAAUACGUUUUUGGUGAUUUCCAACCACAUAAAUAUAGUUCAUUCUGUAUAUUUUUAGUUAAUUUACCAUGAAUACUGCCACAAACAACUGUCACUCUUAGCUCAGGACUCGUUUACUUUACUUAAUGCGUUAUUGUCCACUGACAUGGAAAUGUUCCUUUGGCUUUUCACCACAAUACAAAAACACACAAUAAUCACACAAGAUUAGCAUGAGACCAAAUUAAAAAUAAUACAUUGUAAUGCACAAAAUCUCAUUCAUUAAUGAUCACAAUUGCAUAACCAAAAUGAAACAAACAAUCAUUACAUUCCUCAAUUGAGCAGUCUUAUAGGUACAAAAUAAUUCUUAUAAACCUUUUAAAAAAAUAUUUGGAGCCCUGUACCGCCUUCCUGAUGGAAGCAUUAUAAAUUCAGCAUGCAAUGGAUGUGUAGAAUCGGUUGUAAAUAUCCUUGCUCUUCUGAGCACUGCAUGGGUGCCUGUUACAGGCUGUUCAUUUGGAGCUGUUGCUUCUCAAUUAUUUUACAUGCUAUUUUAACAAUUCUAGUUAACCUAUUCUUGCUCCUUAGUAUCAUGUUCCCAUAGCAGGUCGUAAUAUAAAACAUUAAAACACUCUUCAUAUGACUGUAUACAAUUUCCAAGAUUGAUUGGUCAACAUUAAAUCCCUUUAAUAUCUGCAUGAGGUACAAUCUUUGGCUUGCUUUCUUAAAAAGAAUUGUCUGUAUUCACAGUAAUCUAACAAUGUGUCAAUGUAUGUUCCCAAAUAUUUAAAACUCUGCAAUCUCUAUGACCUGUACACUAAGUACUGUUCUUCUCAUUAAUUGCUGUUAAUCCAAUUUAACAUAAAAAAUAAAUUCCUUAGUUUUCUUUACAUUUAUAUGCAAUGCACUUGAUUGACACCAUUCCAUUAAUAACAGUAUUUCUUCAUAAAGUCUUCCAACAAUAUCAUAUCAUCAGCAUACUUGAUUAAUCUAGCUGUUUUUAACUCAUUGGUAUAUAUUGAAAACAAAAUAGGUGACAAUACAAAACCUUGAGGUGCUCCUGUAUUUAAGACCAACCAGUUCAUUAGAGAACAUACCAUUCAUAAAAACUUUUUGUAGCUGAUCUGAAAAGAAAUCUUUGAUUCAAUGUAUCAAAUUAAAAUGUACAUUCAUAUUAAAAUGUAUGUUGUACUAAUGUAUUGUUGGAAACCUUAAAAGGUUAAAGUGGACAACACCUGGUUAAAGGAAUAGUUAACCCAAUAAUGAAAAUUCUCUCAUCACGUAUGUCAUCCCAAAUAUAUAUGACUUACUUUCUUCUGCUGAACACAAACAAUAUUUUUUUUUUAAAUAUCUCAGCUCGGUAGGUCCUCAAAAUGCAAGUGAAUGGGUGCCAAAAUGUUUUAGCUCCCAUUUAGCACAACAUUUUUGGCACUCAUUCACUUGCAUUGUAUGGACGUGCAGAGCUGAGAUAUUCUUAUAAAAAUCUUUAAGUUGAGACUGCCGAUUUAGUCAGCUGAGUCCUAACUCAUUAACAAAUGGCCUUUAAUCUAUUCCUAUGGGACUAAUUUCACAGAUCAGCCUUAAUUAACCGGUUUAAAGCACUUAAAGUGACGUUACCCAGUCAGCUCUUCUUUUCCAAAUCACAUCAUUAGUUUACAUUUUAAUAAACAAGAAAACUCAUUCGAUUUAUGAAUAUCUUUUAUAGCAUAUAGUUACAUCUAAAAAAAUAAAUAAAAGUUCAAUCUUUUUGUGGAUAUAAAAUAAAUGCAGUUCUUAAUUUGAUGUUUGAAAUUAUGUAUUACAUUUUGAAAUGUUUGUUUGGUAUUACACAUUUUGAAAGAUCACUGAUUGUAUUUCUCUUUGUAGCACGUUUUUACUAUUACCUUUGUACACAUUUUGUCUUCCAUUUGUGAAAUUACUUAUGUGUUUUGUGUUCUUAUUUAUCCAUCUGCUGUUACAGUUUGGUCUAAAUAAAAAUGCAGUAGAUGUAUAUUGUCAGCUGUGACAAUUUAUAUAGGUAAUCAAAAAAGUAUCAGUACAAAAUAAUGUUUCUUUAUAUUAAA
Xyrauchen texanus (razorback sucker) is the source of this 5951-nucleotide messenger RNA. Its product is annotated as kelch-like protein 26. The record is from RefSeq and is a predicted model, not a curated record. Gene Ontology annotation, molecular function: protein binding. Lineage: Eukaryota; Metazoa; Chordata; Actinopteri; Cypriniformes; Catostomidae.